Magnolia sinica is the source of this 2147-nucleotide messenger RNA. RefSeq names its product probable receptor-like protein kinase At1g80640. The transcript is spliced from 10 exons. The record is from RefSeq and is a predicted model, not a curated record. NCBI's taxonomy places the organism in Eukaryota, Viridiplantae, Streptophyta, Magnoliopsida, Magnoliales, Magnoliaceae. Gene Ontology annotation, molecular function: ATP binding; protein kinase activity. Bases 219 to 1586 code for a protein of 455 amino acids. Gene Ontology annotation, biological process: protein phosphorylation.
AGAAGGCCACACGAGGUGAGAGUCUGAGAGAGAGAGAGGAGAGAGGGGGCCCGAAACCAAAGUGCUUUUCCUGUUUUUCCAGGAGUAGUUGUUGUCCUUUCCUGCAGUCAAAUCUGAACACAGUUUCAAUUCAAAAAACAAGAUCCAAACAUCUCUCUCUACUCUAUAUACAACACUCUCCAAGUCUCCAUUUUGAAAUCUUCUCUCUCUCUCUCUCCAUGAAGCUUCUCCUCCUUCUACCCAUCUGGGUCUUCUCCUUGUCUCUCUUCUCAUCACUCAACUAUGCGAGAUUACCACCAUUUAUUUCUCCAAUGUACGAAGGGCCUGUCUUGUCUCCUCAAACCGAACCCAUUUCUCUAAAUCCUUCAGCAAUCUCAGCAGCUCCAUUUGGAAUGCAGGUUGCAGGAGGAGGCGCCCAUCAUCACUUGGAUAGAGAUUUGUUUUUGGCAAUCGUCAUAGUUUCCGCUCUCGGUGGUUCAAUCAUAUUAUCAUUGUUUUGUCUCUGGAUUUAUUGUCGGAAGAGCCUGCAAAAAUCCGAUCUGAAAAGCGUACAGAGUUCAGACGCAAAUAGAGGGCUUGCAUUAGGCCCGAUUUUGGGUAAGUUCAGUUCCUUGAAGACGAUGCCUGGUAAGAAGGGAUCUGUUUCUGUGCUUGAACACUCAUUGCUGGAAUCCGCUACGAGCAAUUUCAGUGAGAGUAAUGUUUUGGGGGAAGGUGGAUUUGGGCGUGUUUACAAGGCCUGCUUUGAUGACGGCUUCCUUGCUGCCGUGAAGAAAAUCGAUAGUGGAGGACAGGAUUCAGAAAGACAGUUCGAGAAUGAAAUUGAAUUUUUGAAUAGAAUUCAGCAUCCGAAUCUUGUUUCCCUUUUGGGUUAUUGCAUUCAUGGCCAGACAAGGCUUCUUGUGUAUGAAUUGAUGCAGAAUGGAUCAUUGGAAACGCAAUUACAUGGACCACAUCAUGGAUCAGCUCUAUCAUGGCACCUUCGGAUGAAAAUUGCGCUGGAUGCAGCUAGGGGACUGGAAUUUCUUCACGAGCGCUGCAAUCCCCCAGUGAUCCAUAGAGAUCUAAAAUCAUCCAACAUUCUUCUCGAUUCCAACUUCAAUGCGAAGAUUUCGGAUUUCGGUCUUGCAGUAACUGUUGGAAGCCAAAACAAGAGCAGCAUCAAGCUUUCGGGCACUUUGGGAUAUGUUGCUCCAGAGUACCUUUUAGAUGGCAAACUUACUGAGAAAAGCGAUGUAUAUGCUUUUGGAGUUGUCCUCUUGGAGCUUCUGAUGGGAAGAAAACCAGUAGAAAAAAUGGCACCAGCCCAAUGCCAAUCUAUUGUUACGUGGGCCAUGCCUCAGCUCACUGAUAGAUCAAAGCUUCCAAACAUCGUCGAUCCUGUGAUCAGGAACAGGAUGGAUCUGAAACACUUAUACCAAGUUGCUGCCGUUGCCGUGCUGUGCAUCCAACCAGAACCGAGUUACAGGCCACUGAUAACCGACGUCUUGCACUCCCUCAUUCCUCUUGUGCCCGUCGAGCUCGGAGGGACACUGAGAGUAGCAGAACCUGCAGCUCACGCAUGCCCAAAAUCAUCCACUUGCUGAUUUUACCAGCCGGAAAUGCAAUUCUUUCAUCCAAUGUGUUUUGCAAGCCUGUGGAAGCACUCAUACUGCAUCACAACAUCCAUGGUUCAAAAUCACAGGUUCUGUAGUUCCAUAUUUGCCACGUUAUGCUCCUCCAGGCUUCCACAUGUUUCUGACUAUUCGCUCGGAAUAUAUUUAGGCUGCGUUUGGACAUACUACCGGAGCAAAUUGCAAUAAUUAGUCCAAUGAAGUGGAAACAACCAAAUUGCAGUCCUUGCUUAGUAAACUCCAAAUCACAACUUCAGGGUAACUACAGUUUGGUCAUUUCCUCUUUAUUUAACUAAGUAUUGCAAUUCAAUUCAGUAGUGCAUCCAAACGCAUAGCCGUUUCUAUAGAAAGGAGCUGACCCAGUUCAGAGGAAAUCUCAUUUGUUUCAUUACUGUUGUAAAUUGAGUAAACUAGAUGCAAGUUGCUUGCUUGCAUCUGAGAAAGAAAAAAAUCACUUGUGCAUAUGUGGGUUAUUCAGACAAGAACAAGUUCGCAAAUUUCUUUGAAAUUCAGAUCAUUUAGUCGUAAUCUUCA